Sciurus carolinensis (gray squirrel) is the source of this 1104-nucleotide messenger RNA. RefSeq names its product nucleoporin Nup43-like. NCBI's taxonomy places the organism in Eukaryota, Metazoa, Chordata, Mammalia, Rodentia, Sciuridae. The record is from RefSeq and is a predicted model, not a curated record. Gene Ontology annotation, molecular function: protein binding. The transcript is spliced from 3 exons. Gene Ontology annotation, cellular component: nuclear pore outer ring.
AUGGAGGCGGUUGGAAUGGCGGGACUGACUAUGCGGGAACUGGAGCUGGGAGACCAGGACUCUCCACAGUCUCUGGAGUCUGCAGGCCUGAGUCCUCCUGUGGGGCAGUGCACCCCAAUGCUGGUGAUUGACAGCAAGGAAAAUUAUGUUUCAUUGUGGUCUAUUGGAGAUUUUGGGAACUUGGAUUCUGAUGGAGGAUUCAAAGGAGACCAUCAAUUAUUGUGUGAUAUCAAACACCAUGGUGAUGUCAUGGAUUUACAGUUUUUUGACCAGGAAAGAAUUACUCUGUCAGUCAACCAACAGUGGACAGCAGCCCACUACCACAUAGGACCUGGCAGUCCUUCCUAUAGCAGUGCCCCAUGUACAGGCAUUGUGUGUGACAACCCAGAAAUUGUCACAGUUGGAGAGGAUGGUCGAAUAAAUCUCUUUAAAGUGGAUCACAAGGAAGCUGUAAGAACAAUAGACAAUGCAGAUAGCAGUACACUCCAUGCUGUAACCUUCCUUCGAACUCCUGAGAUACUUACAGUAAAUUCAAUUGGACAGUUAAAAAUAUGGGACUUCAGACAAAAAGGAAAUGAACCUUCUCAGAUAUUAUCAUUGACUGGUGAUCGAGUGCCACUUCACUGUGUUGACAGACAUCCCAACAAGCAGCAUGUUGUAGCUACUGGUGGCCAGGAUAGAAUGCUAAGUAUUUGGGAUGUUAGACAAGGUACUAUGCGCGUAUCUCUGCUAAACGCUCACGAAACUGAAAUGUGGGAAGUUCAUUUUCACCCAUCCAACCCAGAUCAUCUGUUUACUUGCUCUGAAGAUGGGUCCUUAUGGCCCUGGGAUGCCUCCACAGAUGUGCCUGAAAAGUCCUCACUCUUUCAUCAAGGAAGAAGAACCAGUACUUUUCUGUCUCAUACCAUUGGUAACUAGGCUAAUGUUCACCAAUCUCUUAUAAGUUCCUGGCUCAGCACUGAUCCUGCAAAGGAUCGUAUUGAAAUCACAAGCUUGCUUCCCAACAGGACUCUGUCUGUGAACAGUCUGGAUGUUUUAGGUCCUUGUCUUGUUUGUGGAACUGAUGCAGAAGCAAUAUGUUUUACCAGACAACUGUUUUCAUGA